This is a messenger RNA of Prorocentrum cordatum, 1728 nucleotides long. NCBI's taxonomy places the organism in Eukaryota, Dinophyceae, Prorocentrales, Prorocentraceae. The record is from the annotation of a GenBank genome assembly.
AUGGCGGCCGGCACGUCCGAGUCCGAUGACAGCAUGGACCUGCGGCCUCCCGGCGAGGAGCAGCUGCCCACCUACGCCAAGGGCUUCAUGCUGCCUAUUCUGUGCGUGGUGAUCCUGACCUUCAUGGUCGUGCGCCGCCUCCACCACAGCAGGUGGAACGUCCUCCCCGAGAGCGCCACUGUGCUGCUCAUCGGCGCCCUCUGCGGCGCCGGGUUCUCUCUCGUGUGUUGGAAGACGGGGAAAGAGUUCCCGAUAAGCGGGUGGAACGAGAUCGACGAGGCUACUUCGCUCUCGAUGAACUUCGUGUUGCUCCCCAUUUUGAUUUUCCAAGCAGGGUGGACCCUCAAUGUGCGCGACUUUUACGCGCAGCUCGGCUCAAUCUUGCUGUUCGCCGUAGGCGGCACUUUGAUUGCCGCCAUUGUGAUUUUCUGGGUUCUGAAGCUCAUGUCCGGGCCCAUAGGCAUGGAGUGGGACAAGGACGAACUCGCGGCGUUCGCGUCGCUGAUCUCGGCGGUGGACCCGGUGGCCACGCUCACCACGUUCCAGAGCUUGGGCGUCGAGCCGUUCCUCAACAUCAUUGUUUUGGGAGAAGCGCUUAUCAACGACGCGGUGGCCCUGGUUUUGUUUGAGGGCUUCAACGGCAAAGCCGACUCCGAGCAGGAGAGUUUCACGUCUUUGGGUCUGCAGAUGUUGUGGCAGCUGUUCGGCUCUUCCGGGCUGGGCGUCAUUGCCGCGCACGUAAUGGUUGCUGUGUUCAGUGCGAGCCACCUCCGGCAUGAUAAGCAGAUGGCUGCACUCUUCGUGAUGCUAUGCCCCUUCGUGCUCUACAUCUCCGCCGUUGCUUUCAACCUCAGCGGGAUCAUAUCCACGCUCUUUGGCGGGGCUUUCAUGGGGGUCUACGUGAAAGAAAUCCUCUCUGACGUGGAAGUCCAGGAGUACAUCGAGUCUUUUCUGGAAGUUUUGGCGCACCUGGGGGAUUUUGUUAUAUUCACCAUGGUCGGCGUCGGAGCGGCGCUGAGCGUGUGCGGUCAGUGGAUGCAGCGGCGUAAUUACGUGCUGGUCCUGCAGCUGUCGGUCAUAGUCUUCGUGGCCUGUCUGGUCGGCCGCGCCGUGGCGGUCUUUCUCCUCGGGGCGGCGCGGAACGUGAUCCACCGCUGGCGGAGGCUGUCGUGGGACCGGGAGGACGUCAACGAGUAUCUGAUCACGCCGAGGCGUGCCCUCGUGAUGUGGUGGGGCGGCGGCCUCCGCGGGGCCAUCGCGCUGGUGUGCGCCCUCGACCUGCGGACGAAGAACAUGAGCCUCCUGGUGGACGUCACGAUGGUGAACAUCUACCUCACGGUGAUCAUCUUCGGCGGCACCACGGAGAGCCUCGUGAGGUACCUUGGCAUCCCGUUGAGCGCGAAGGGGGGCGAAGCCGGCGUGAACGACGGAACGCCGGGCGGCGGGACGCAGGAGUCCCGCGGCAGCAUGUUCUCUUCGCAGGUGCCCGAGUACCAGCAGAAGGCGCUCGCCAAGCUCCACCGCGGCAUCACGAGGGGCCUCGUGGGGCGGCCAGAGGACGGCCAGGCGUCCGCUCCCAGGGGCGCCAGCAGCCCCGGAGUGGCCAGCAUCGCGGAGCAGGAGGAGGCGGGGGGGAUCGAGCUGGAGCCCGUCGCGGAGCUGGAGCCGGCGGAGGAGCGGCGCAAGCCGCUGGCGGCGGACUCCAGAUCGCGCACGAUGGUGUUCUGA